Molecule: messenger RNA, 876 nt
Organism: Lytechinus variegatus (green sea urchin)
Lineage: Eukaryota; Metazoa; Echinodermata; Echinoidea; Temnopleuroida; Toxopneustidae
Gene: ndufb8
Product: NADH dehydrogenase [ubiquinone] 1 beta subcomplex subunit 8, mitochondrial-like
Exons: 6
Coding region: 22-588 (188 amino acids)
Cellular component (GO): mitochondrion
Source: RefSeq, a predicted model, not a curated record
UGGAUCGAUUAAACUUUCAAAAUGGCGCUGGCUCGGUGCGCCCGAUGUCUCCGGUUUGAUCGGCUGUCAUCGGUUCUUACUGUGUCUACUGGGAGAUAUGCUUCCGGUGAUGUCAGCUUACCAGGUCCCUACCCGCAGACCCCCGAAGAGAGGGCUGCAGCAGCCAAGAAGUACGGCAUGAGAAUAGAGGACUACGAGCCCUACGCCGAUGACGGUUGGGGAUGGGGUGACUAUCCAAAGAUGAAGAAUCAGCAUGCCGAUGAUAGAGACCCGCAUGGGGACUGGGACUUCCCGGAGGACAGGAGAAACUGGGGUGAAGUGUUGCACAUAGAACAAGAUCUCUACGUUAGGCAGCGUCCAAAUGCAUAUAAGGAAAACAGAAAGGUCCCCAUGUUCAAGCAAGUCAUGAUACUCGGUGGGAUCCUCACAACAUUAGCAACCUUUGGUAUUCUUGGACAAAAAUACAAAUAUUUUCUACCUGUGGCCCCUAAGCAAUAUCCAUACAACAAUCUUUACAUUGAGAAGGGCGGAGAUCCAAGCGCCGUGCCAGACACACCCAAGCACUAUACCUUCCCUAGCUCAAGUUAAUGAGGAUCCAUCAGAUGCCUGCAUGAAGGCCUUCUGUUAGUUACAUCCUUAUUGCUAUCAGAGCCAGUACCCUUUUUCAUUAAAACCUACACUAUAUCAAAUUUUCAAUAACAGAUGCCUGAAUUACAAGCUAAAUAUGCAUCAAGCCAGCCAUUCAUAUUGUAAAUAGUAAAUUUGGUAUAUUUCAUGCAACAAGUUGGCACUUAUACUUUGACUCUAUCUCAGAUAUGGAGCAUGAAGCCUUUACACCAGGUAAUGUCAAUGAUACACUUUAAUACUGUUUCUUUU